Arachis duranensis is the source of this 913-nucleotide messenger RNA. RefSeq lists its product as uncharacterized. The record is from RefSeq and is a predicted model, not a curated record. Lineage: Eukaryota; Viridiplantae; Streptophyta; Magnoliopsida; Fabales; Fabaceae. The transcript has 2 exons. The coding region runs from base 1 to 489 and encodes 162 amino acids.
AUGAAACCCUACCCGGCUUUGAGCUUCCUCACUCUCACUCGGUCACUCACUCCCUCGGUCCCUCCCAGGCUCCCACUCAACACAGAGCUUCAGCUUCUCCAGUCUCCACUCUCCACCCUCUCCACCCAUAGUCACUCUCACUCACACCCGCAGUCACCGUCCUCACCCUUCACGAUCGCACUUCCGUCGACCUCACCCCUCAAGCUCGCACUUCGGAGUUCCGUCCUCACCCCUCACGCUCGCAGAGUCGCAGUCACCGUCGCUCUUCGGUCCUCCUGGGUUCUAGCCACCGCUGCUGCUCCGUCUAGCCGUCGUCGCUGCUGGUCUCGGUCCUGGGCUCCUGGGUCCUGUCCUCUCGCUCUCUGGCCUCUGGGUAUGCUCGUCGGUCCUCUCGCUCUCUGGGUCUCCUUGUCUGUCUUCAUCGCCGCUGCUCCUCGUCUCCUCUGUCCUGGUCCUCUGCUCAUCACCACUGUCAUAUCAGAUUUCUGAUUGAAUUACGGUUGGACCGAUUGGACAAAUAAAUCAGUGAACCAGUGACUAGAGCGAUUCGAUGACUGGUUCGGUUCUCAGAACCUUGGAUAAUUUAGAAAACCAUAAAAUCCGAUCGAGAGCCCAUUUUAUUCUGAGGUUGGUGUCACUGAAUUGAAAUUAUUUUCAGUUAAAAAGGUUUCUCAUGUUAACUAAUUAAAAAAAAUAAACAAUAAAAAAUAUUUCGAUUAGACUCUCAAUUGAUUCAAACAUAAAUCUUCAAUCUCCUUUAUGUAUAGAGUGCAUUCUUUAAAUUGGAUAUUUAAAACUUUAUUAUUAAUAUUUAGUAAGGUCGUGACAUCAGACAAUAGCUGUUCUUUUUUAUUUUUGUCUAGCUCUUUCAUCUCAGUUAGAAUCUCACGUCUUUGUCCAUUAUAUAUUUGAA